Molecule: messenger RNA, 5622 nt
Organism: Microstroma glucosiphilum
Lineage: Eukaryota; Fungi; Basidiomycota; Exobasidiomycetes; Microstromatales; Microstromataceae
Exons: 2
Coding region: 104-5482 (1792 amino acids)
Biological process (GO): regulation of transcription by RNA polymerase II
Cellular component (GO): mediator complex
Molecular function (GO): transcription coregulator activity
Source: RefSeq, a predicted model, not a curated record
AGCUUAGUUGCCUUAGCUGACCUCUACCCUUCAAAAGCAUGUAUCACCUCGGUCUCAACCCCUGACACCAUCUGAACUCACACCUCACAUACUCGACGCCGGCAUGCGACGGGGGGUCUACUCACUCCAGGGUGCGACCGCUCCCCGGGGAGACCCCGGCCCCUCCUCAUCGGCCUAUCGCCAGCAGCAACAGCAUCAGGGACUGUCAUCGUCGCCCUUCCCGACCUCUGCGUCUCGCGUGACAUCUCACAACGCAAGUCGUACUCUGCUCCUUCCACCAAGCAUAUCCGAGGCGGACCAGACUUCGCUGCUACGUCUACCCAUUGGCAAAGAUACCACUGUUGAAGCAAAGAGUUGGACGUACAAGGUCUCGCCUGAUCAGUCCUCUGGCACCAAGGCAGCCCAAGCUCACAUCCUUGCUCUACGUCGCCUGUCUCUCGCCGAAGGUCGCCUCUUCGCAUGGAGAACUCGAAAGAGGCGAGCUAACAGGACGGACACGGGGCAGGACGGCUUGUUUAGCUGCCACAACUCGACACUGUACAGCACGUCAACCUUGUCCAAGGAGGAGGCUCGAGCGAUCACUGAGACUAAAUCAGGCGAUUCUGCCGUUCUUGGCAAGCGCAAAGGUCCCGAAGUAGCCAAUGAAGAGGCCCAGGGCCAAGAAAGCGCCACGACCAGCGCCGUCGGGGAGGAAGGCUCAUCACGAUUGAUGAUUCGCACCUUCAUCCUCAGGUCCGAAUCGAAGGACUUAGGUCCAGAGAACAAGACAGCAGAAGUCGAACAGGGUGCUAAGGCUGCUCCGACUCCCUCACCUCUAGCUGAUCCCAAGGCAUCUCCAGAAGACGAUCUGUGGGGUGAAGGCGGCGAUGCCUCUCCAGAAGGAGGUGACGAUGCAGAGCGAGAGUCUGCUCUACGUGAGGAAGUCGCUGCGUGCCGUCAGUCGCUUAACGAGGUGUUACAGCGCAACGAAAAAGAUGCGGCAACGCAGAGUGGUGGCUCAACCUUCAAUUUGCUCCUCCUGCUUGAGCCCAAGUCCGGCUCGAGAGAAUCUAUACGCUUCCUGCAGACGCAGCUGGACGUCUGUUUCAGGCUGGCUCUACGGGCCAAAGUGGCGGAACAUUGCGUCUUGAGUCGCGCUCUGGAUCUGGAAGCUCAACUGAGCAAGAGCGAAGAGGUGGACGCGUCUGUCGGGAGUGAAACAGUGAGACCACAGCAGGCAGAUACCACGACUUCAAAACGAGCCGAGACCGCCGGGGCCGAGGAAGAUGGCGAAAUUCCCGACGCUGCCGACGAAACGAUGCAACAGCCUCAAGCAUUGCCUCAACGUCCCAGCGCUCCUCUCCGAAGGCUGAUGGCCAUGGACGGAGGUCUGUUACUGCUCCCGCGAUCAGCUUUCUCACAGGCUGUCGAGCCUACAGAGGCUUCGCUCGCGAUAGAGCAGGAGCCAGUCAUCUUUGUUCGAAUCAACGCUUCGCGAUCAUGGGGUCAAGAGGACAUCACCAAUGCUGCCUGGAACGUUCAGCUGAAACCAGAACAUCUGGAGUGCGUCUAUGCAUUGCCAGAGCGGGGAUCGAUGGUCUUCCUCGCGCCUUGGGGUGUUCGCGCCCUGGUGGUAGAGACUGAUCUAGACGAUGAGGCUGAGCUUAGAGGUCUUGAAGGCGCGGAGAGACUGAAAUUGCUCAAAGGUCAACUGAGCGAGCGCUUCGAGCUCGAAACAGGCAUAGAGAAGGAGCGCUUUCUCGAUGACACUUGGAUCUCCCUCCUGGAAGAGUCUCCCGCAAACCAUUCUCCUUCGAGUCAUGAGGCUGUUGCAGAGAGUCGUGAGAUCCUAUGGCCUCGCUCGCUGUGCUUUCCUCUUCCAAGAACCUCGUCGAAUGUCUCACAACGAUGUUCCAGCAGUUGGACUCUGGGUGAGAUAGGCAGUGGGCAGUCAAACACCAAAGUGUGCCACACACCCAUCGGAGAUCUGCUCAGGGCAACGGUCAAGAUGGUAGAGGAACAAAACAAGGAGAGGUCUGAACGAAAAGUGACCGAUGAUGAGCAACACAAGCAGAUAGCAGUAGGACACGACCGCGUCAUAUCUACCGACGUCCUUAUGAAGGAGGUGACGCCUCCUGUCUCAAGGCCAGACGUCGUUGUGGACAGCAUCAAAGCGGGGUCCGGCUUUCUUGAUGACGACGUAGGCCUACCGGACAGUUUUGCCAAAGGGGAGGCUGACGUCGCUGACGAUAGUGCCGACGACAAUGACGAUGACCUUUUCGGGUCUGACGGAGAGGACGCUGGAUCACCUCUGCAAUCUGUCGCAGGCCCAGCCGAUCUUGCUGACUUGCCCAAGGAUACCGAACACGAGGCUCAUUCCGAAAAGGGGCCUCAAUCUCAAUUUGCGCGCUUUGGCGACCAUCAGGAUGGUCUGUACGGAAUGGACAUGAUCACCGAAGACGACUUUGCCUUCUUUGAUGAGGUUGAUGAUGCCGAUACAGCUGCAGCUGCCGAUCUCUUGCCUGUAUCGGAUGCUGCCCUCAUUGAUAUGGGUGGGGACAGCGCAGUUGUCCUUCCUGACGAGAUCGAACACUCGGAUGCGCAACCUCCCCAUGCGCAGACUGAGACCGUCUCGGCAUAUGCUGACGGCAACGGAAUCGCAAGUGACCCGUCCUCAAUGCCCGGAUUUACACCUUCCAGCUUUACCGACAGCUCACCAGCCACGGGCCAUCCGAUGGACAGAACGCCGAGGACACCCACGAGCCCAUACUACGAAGUCGGUAGCAUCGUCGCCGGAGCUCAUGGGCGAGUGCCUCCAAGCAUGUACCCCGAAAUCCACGAGGCUUGGCAGAGGAACGAGAGAAACAGCGAAGCAUCUCCCGAUUUCGAGGGCGCCAUUGGACAAGGCGAGAUCGGAAUGGACACGGAACACUCCAAGAUGAACGCAUCAGCAGUCACACUACCGUCACACAAACGGCUGAGAGAUCUCGGAGACAAGUACACCUCUGGCAAGUUUGCGGUGCCGCAGAGUUUUGCAGCAGCUAUUGCAGGGGGGAGAAGGGCCCGAGACGCUCACAAUCGAGGAGGGGCGAUCGCAGUGGCCGAUCGAAAUGCUGAUUUGCAACAGGAGAUCAAGCAGCAGCAGCUGGAACAUCAUCUGGGUGGGCUGCCAGCUUUGCACAAGCUUCGCCUCAUGUCCCGUGUGGACGACAAUUCAUCAGAAGCUGGAACCAUCGAUGGGACUGCCAGCAACAUGAGCGAAGACGAUGACGAUGAGGACGACGACGAUCUGUCGGACCUUGAUGAGGAGGAGAAGGAAAUCGAAGCUCUGCGCAUGAGCCAGCUACAGCACCUUACUGGUUCAAUGACCUCGUCCAUGAGCAGAUUGGAUCGAUUGAUUCUGCGCACGUCGCUAGCGGAUGUCCCUGAAUUGGACGCGCCCGAACCACAAUUUCACGCUCAGAUCCAGGAGGAUCAGGCCUUCCACAACUUGAGAGAUGAGUGGUUGACCGAUUCCCUCUGGAAUCCCCACCUCUUGGCUCAGCUCACGCCAGAGACAGAGAUGCGCCCCACAUCUACGACUCUGAAGGCUAUGGAUUGUCGUGACAUACUCGACGUCUGCUCGGGCCUAUCUGCCAGUGUCGCGAUCUCCGAUCCACCCCACCACGUCGAGCGGAUUGAAGCACCUCGAGUCCUGGUCGGCUGUCAAGGCUCCUUGACCGAAUUCGAUGCCACUGUGCUUCGCUUCUGGGAUAAGCUUGGCCUAACCGGUGCGGGAGGAAGCCGAGACCUCUCAAUUCUCACGCUACACUGCGCCGCGAAGAGCGAAGGAUGGCGGGACGAGGCCCAUCUGUGGCUCGAGAGGCUGCGGCAUGCGUUCCAAUCACUCGGCCUCGGCAAGUGCGAUGUGAUGGACAGCGUGCUUCUCGGUUCUGAAGACGACGAUCUUGAAAGCAUCACGGCGCUAUCUCGCGAGCUCUACAGCAGGACUGACCUGCGAGAAGAGACGCUGCGGUCUCUCUUUUCCCGCGUGAAAGGUCGUCUGGGUCCCGAUCAGCAUGUGGUCGUUUACGCACUGGGCGACGGGAUCUCGGUGCCAGACUUGAUCAACAUCAAGUCUAUGGAGAGUGAUCUGAGAGCCAUCGGCAGAGAAGUGGUUGGCGACUUUGCGAAUCACAUUCAUGUGAGAUACACACCUUGGUCAAGCGCAGCGCUCAAAGGGUGGGCUCCUCCGAGCCGCAUCAACAGCAGUGCGAUUCAGAGACACGCGAUGGCUCUCUACGACAGCCUACGUGUCUGUUUCGAGCAUCAGCCGGUCAGAAUCCUGCACCCCACCCUCGCACGGCCAAAGCCAUUGAUGAUGCGGUUGCCAAGCUUCUUGCUAGUACCUCAUGGCGAAAGCAGUCGAUCAGCAGUGUCUUUUGCCCUUGGCGGCGUCGUCGAAGUUUGUUCUUCUGCGCCGAUGAAGACCAGGACGGAAGCCACGGCGAGGAUCCUCUUCCUACAUGCCGCUUACGAUCUCGGAUCUAAUGUGGGCGAUUUGGCCUGUGUCAGCGUCAUUGACGAAAGUGGUCAAGGUGGCAUCAUGAAAGCACGCCGCAGAGGAUCCGACCUCCGUGAAACGCUACGAUGGAUCUGGGGUGUCGUCUCAGACUAUGCAGAGGAAGCAUGUGUCCGCUGGAGGAUCGUCAUCUGUAAGACUUGCACAAUGAGCGCGCGCGAGCUUGCCGCCUGGCAAGAUCUCGGAGAGAGCGGAGUGCUCAGGAACGCACGGUGUGUCGACUAUACCUUGGCGUCCCGAGAUGUCAAAAAUCCGCUCUUGGUGAGAACGUCAACCGCUCAGGAGCCUCUCGUGCCGAGUACAGGUGGAUCAAGCAGUCUCCCAGCCGAGGGACGCUUCGUCGAUGCCUCGCAAGCAUCGUUCGCUAUCUACCCAACGUGCCGGGUGGUACCAUCCCCCGCACCUCCGCAAGAUGUCGUUGAGCUCAAUGAACGAUUCGGUUAUCGACGUACAAGGGAGAGCUUCACGCUGAGCACACGAAGCUCGGCUGUCGUUACAACUUUCCGCGGCCCGCAAGACUGUCGGAUCUCUGCCGCUGAGUCGUCAGUGAGGGCAGCCGAUCGAGGCAAAGGUAGCGCGGAGGGGACCCAUACUGCCUGGCUGCACAUCUACGAAGUUCGGUCCGGUCGUCUGUUCGACUGGUUAUCUAGAUCAACAGAGGUAGAAGAAUUUCUCUCGGAAAAGUUCUUCUCUGAUCACAUCCGGCAGGUGACACGGUCUCUGUUCGGCUUGCGAUUGCUUGCCCAAGAGCCCUGCGCACUGGAUCCUUCUGGUCUUUCACCUUGGCCUUUCGCUGCCAUUGAUCGAAUGCGGCCCGUGCUAGACAAGCUCGAUUUCGAAGGGCCGCCAACGGACAAGAAGGCGCCGCCCCCUAUCAGUCGCAUGCAGAGUUAUGCAAGCACCUCGACGCAGACUGUUCACAAGGAGGAGGUUGCAGGGUGAGGGAUGCUUCCGCCUUUUGUUAGGUUUGCGCUCAAAUGCGCCAUGUCUGUCUCUGUACACGUCUUUGUCCUUGCCAAUAUGUAUCAUUAGCAACGUGCUCAUCACAAUGGAGUAUGCCGAUAGUGGGCGCGAUAUGUAGU